Messenger RNA from Bombus huntii, 6355 nucleotides. It is a transcript of the gene Wnt2, whose product is annotated as protein Wnt-7b. NCBI's taxonomy places the organism in Eukaryota, Metazoa, Arthropoda, Insecta, Hymenoptera, Apidae. The coding region runs from base 3340 to 4512 and encodes 390 amino acids. Gene Ontology annotation, biological process: multicellular organism development; neuron differentiation; positive regulation of JNK cascade. Gene Ontology annotation, molecular function: frizzled binding; cytokine activity. Gene Ontology annotation, cellular component: extracellular region; cytosol. The record is from RefSeq and is a predicted model, not a curated record. The transcript is spliced from 10 exons.
CAUGUGGGCAUUAUCUUUACGACCUCCUCGCCGUGGAGUAGACGCGAAAGGACGAACGCAUGCGCGAUACGCGGCCCGGAACACGGAGAACACCGAAACCGGAGAACCUGUUAUCAAAGAAACGGUGGCUACCGUACCGGGCCAAUUAUCAUCCGACUCGAAACGAACCAAGGUCUGAUCCCAGACGCGAGUUUCACUCGCCCUUAAUUUCUCAUCGAGGAAUCCCUCCCAAUAAACGUGGCUUCUUCGUGAACUCGUUGCGAGUCGGUGGAUCAACGAGAUGGUCGAAGACUAUCGUUUCGAGAGUCUGCGAGCGAUCGAAGCGCAGGAUGACGGAUCGCGGACUGUUUAACGGGGUCUUUGAGGAAGUUGGAGGAACCUUGUGGGGAUUAUCGAGCGGUUGACGGUGAUUGUUCGUAUAAUCGACGAGCGAAGAUAAUCGAUCGUUAGUGGUGGUGUAGAUGGUCUCUUUUUGAGACGAAUAUCGGAGAGUGAGUGAUGAGAUUUGGUGCGUGAAAGUGUUGCAGAGUCGAUACGGAGGAAAACGGUGGUGAUUGGGAUCGAAGAAAUUGUCGUGGUUCGAGGAAUCGUUGUUCCGGAGUCGUAGCGAGGUCUUUCGAAUGGAACGAUGACUUUUUUAAUCUUCUUGAAUCUUUUUGAAUAAAAUCCGAGCCGAACGAACGAUCAAAACGUUUCACGAUCGAAAGCCGAUGAUCGUACGAAAGCUGAGAAUUUUGGAGAUCUUGCGAGAAACGACGUUGAAAAAUUUCUUUACGAAUUGGUCAUUUUUGUCGAACAAUCCGCGAUCGAAAGCUGGUAAACGCGAGUGAGAAAGUCGAAUUUCAGAGACCAUCGAUCGGUUUUAUUUUUAAAACGAGCAGUUUCGUUGUGAAAUUUUCUCGAAAUAAUCUCGACUCGACUGAAUAAUUCAAACGACCCAGUAUUAAUGACCGAAGACUGUACGCGAUAUAGCCGAACUUUGGAAUCCCGUAGAGCUUUUAAAACACUUUUAUCUUUGCAAAGAAUAACGUUUAAACGUUUCCCUCCCGAAGCAGCGGUUUUUCGUCGAAUUCAUUCUCAACGCGUAUCGAAGCUAAAGGUAAAAGCUGCCGCAAAUAACAGGAAAAUCAAAGUAAUUCGCAUCGUAAGCGAAACACUGAAAUAAACAAAAGCGAAUUGUACAAAUAUAGAUCUGAUUAAGCAAAGCCGCUAAAAAGAGAAUCGAGAUACCGUGGAAACAGACGUUGAACGAAAGCAAACUAGUCUGGGAUUUAACAAGCUAUAGGAUGCCAGAACGAUCGCAGUUAGGUUAAAAUCGUAAUCUACAACGAGUGUAAAAAGCCAAUUUCACGAGCAAUCGUUACACUUUAAUACGCAAAUCGACAGAUUCAACGUCGGUCUUUAACAAUUUCUCGCGAAAAAGGUGGCGAGAUGAUGAAGCUAUUCCGGGAUGAAGUGGUUUGAUUCUAGAUAAUGAUAUCUCGGCUAAGAGGAUGGAAGAGCCAAGUCGUCGUGAUGCUUCAAUGUCUUAAAGUGUAACGUCUGUUGCCGCUACAGAACGAGACGGCUAUUUAUUCGUUCCACUCUUAACCCUUGCUUGGAAACAGGGGCAAAAGAGGAGUGCAAGAACUUUGGUAAAUUGUAGUGAUCGGCCGGCUGUCGGCUUGUAACCACCGGUUACUUGAAAAGUCAGCACGAUUUAUCUCGUGACUCACGCUUCUAGAUCGAACCGAACAUUAAUUAAACGCGAAUACAUUCGCUCUUUGGUCUUUAGUGAUUUUCGCUUUCGAACGCGAACAUCGCGUGUCUGGAGGUUUGUUCUCGCGUUUCGAACGUAAUUUCAAACGCGAUUGGCUCGAAAAAAAAUAAAGGAAUUUUUUAAUAAGUGACUUGUUCCAGCGCUCUUGGCAUGGUCGCAGGAAGUUUAGAUUUCGAACUCGAGCCUGUGGACGAUUCUCGAGAUAAAUUGCAAAUUGAAAUAUAUUGCAAAUUUUUGCUUCGAAUUUCCAGUGAAUUUUGCAAGUUAAACGACGCGACGUCAAACAACGUUCAGAGAUAGGAUCUAAGAAAAGGGGCGGGAUUUGUUCGUAAAAGUUAUCUACCUUUGGUCACUUUUGGAAUUUUAGAGACAACUGGCAAAGGAAAAGUGCGAAUUUACUAUUGAGAGGAUAUUCGAAAAGAUCAGCGUGGAUAUUAUAAAUCGCGACCUAAUAGUUUCUGCGACUUCAAAGUCAAUCGCUAGUUUCUGCGAAGCAAUCCUGAAUGCGGUUGAAGCAAAGAGGAUUCAAACGUCUUUCAAAGUCGAUUAGAUCGCGCUCGACAACUUCUUCCUCGAAGCGAAGCAAUUAAAAGCAAGAAACUCAUGUACUUUAAUGUUAGAUCCCUGAAAUGUCUAUGGUGCGGUGAACGACUGCCGCGGUACGCUUUUAAGGAGUACGAAAGAAGAAGAGCUUACUUAGAUCCCUCGAACAUCGAUCACGCACUCGGUAGCUUCUUCGCGCGAUUUUAAGAAGAAUUCAAAGGGGAGAAACUUUUUAAGGACGAGUUUUAACGAUAACUCGUUUGGAAGGCAAUCAUCGACUUGCUCAUAACCAUUUUAAGAGAGUGCGGUGCGAGCUUUAACAGCGUAUAUACUGGUAGAACGAUCGCGAGAGAAAAGAUAUUUGGUGAUUAUUUUAGAAACAUUUUUGGACGAACUUAAAAAAAGAAAGACUAUGCCUAGCAACGUUCAUUGCUCCCGAAUAACACGAAGACCGAUCAAUCCCAGCACCCUGAAAACUCGAUCGGGCGAUCGUCGACACAAAUUUGCCAGAAAUUCGACUAAAGAGCAAAAACCUACGCGUUGUUCGCAACGAUAACGCGAAUCGUUUCUUCCAAACAAAACUCUAAACAAUUAGACGAACCGUAAAAAGAGUCGUAAGUUGGAAGAAGAAGACUGGUCCAAAUUCCUUCGCGUGCAUACCAAACUCUUCCACCGUUGUUCCAGUUCAAAGAAACAGAAGUUGUCAUUAUCAAAUGCCGAUUCCGUCCGCCAUUAAACAUCGCUACCGCGUCGUUUAAGGAUCCGAAGGAUCCAGAGCGCGUCGCAAAAUCUCGUGGCUCGAUCGACGGCAUUCUUUCGUCGCGGAGAAAGCGUUGCCGGUUUUAUCGGGUUGCGCUCGAUGAUUUAUGAAAACGCGGAUCGCGCGUAAUUACUCGUUCGUGUGACCGAUCGUGGAUCUGGAAGAAGGAAGCCACUGCGCGGGAGAUCGAGGGAAAGAUCCGCUUUCGCGACCGGUUGCCAGUUUUUCAGACGCAAGAUGGGAAACGGCAGUCCUUAGGUAGCUCGAUUCAGCGACGAUGAAGGGGAUCAGCCGCUUGUUACUCGGGGUGGUCGGAGCAGUGGUGGUUGGGGCGGCCGUCUGCGGGCGUAUUCCCGGACUGGCUAAGAGUCAACGGGAGCAGUGCAGAAAAGCGCCGCACGCGAUGCCUGCGGUGGGCGAAGGCGCGGAGCUUGGACUUCGCGAAUGCCGACAUCAGUUCAGACAUCACCGAUGGAACUGUUCCCACGUGGCGAACGAUCAGGUCUUCGGCCACGUGGUCGUAGUAGGAAGCAGGGAAGCAGCUUUCACGUACGCGAUAAGUUCAGCGGGUGUAACGUACGCCGUGACCGCAGCUUGCAGCAGAGGCAACAUCACCGCAUGCGGUUGCGAACCGACCGUAAGGACGAGGAAGGAGUUGCCGGCAAAUGGCUGGGAAUGGGGCGGUUGCAGCGCGGACGUCACCUACGGGAUGAGGUUCGCGCGUAGGUUUCUGGACGCGAGGGAAGUCGAGGGUGACGCGAGGAGCCUGAUGAACCUUCAUAACAAUAAAGCAGGACGGAAGAUAGUUAAAGCUCUGCUGCAAACAGAGUGCAAAUGUCACGGCGUGUCCGGUUCUUGCACCGUGAGAACCUGCUGGCGAACCUUGCCUAGUUUUCGUCAGAUCGGCGAUGCACUGAUGAAAAAGUAUUACAGAGCCAGGCCCGUGAUAGCGAUUACCCCACCGCCACCCCCUACGAUGCAGAGUCUAGAUACGUUGCAUUCAACGUCGGCUGAAAUAGUGCCGAUCUUGGGGAACGACGCGAAAACUCAGGGAAAACCAAACGACGUUGGAAAGACUCGACACGAUCGACAACCCCCAAAGAAAGCAACGAAACCGAGGAGGCCACACUUGGUAUUAAAAAGGACAAAGUCAAGCGGGGGUUCGAGCGUGGGACAGAAAAGGAUUCCAAAGAGAAGCGACCUUGUAUUUUUACAACCCUCGCCUAAUUAUUGCGAGCCAGAUUUGGCGCAAGGUAGUCUAGGAACCCAAGGCAGAUAUUGCAAUCGUACUAGCAAAGGUACGGACGGAUGCGAUCUAAUGUGCUGUGGUCGCGGCUACAACACACAUCAAUUCACAAGAACGUGGCAGUGCAGAUGCAAAUUUCACUGGUGCUGCCGCGUGCAUUGUGAAACGUGCACAGAGCGUACCGAGGAGUACACGUGCAAAUAAACGUAUUUCGAACGUAUUGGCGAUUUUAACCAUGUAAAUAUAUGUAGUAGACAUAAGAAAUGGCGACGAGAGUUUCUCUACAUCGAUAUAUCCGCGAACUUUGUUGCAUUUCGUCGGAAAUUAUUCAACAUCGACCUCAACAUGCUGUUCCUGUAAAGUUAACGAGCGUAAUAACGGUACUCGACAAAGCGUUCCUUUUCCUGCUUAAUUUAAUCGACUUGUAUGCUUAAGACGACGAUAGAUACACGAUUAAAUUCAAUUUUUCUAAAGCUCUCGUUAUUUAAUGUGAUAGUCGAUAGUGCGUAAUUGUAGAGACGAUAUUCACUCUCUAUAUUCAUGAUAAUAAGCGAUAAAAUGCGAAAGGUGAAUGGCGAACUGUCGAACGUUUAAUAAGGGAUAGCUUUGAAAAAUUCGAAGAGCUUGAGUUACCAGUUUUGAAACGAUAUAAAAGAAACUGAAUGAACCGAUUUCAUAAUAUUAAUUAUACACGAAUAAUUAAGAUAACUUCGAUUAUUUGUCCAACAACUUAUUCAACCAUACACGUUGAAAAUUGAAGUAAUAUGUUGAAAAUAAUAAUACGGUUGAAAUAAAAAGGAAUAAAAAUAUCUUAAGCAAUAGAAAAGGAUAAAGAUCUAGUUUAUUUUAUAUUCAAAUUAAUUGUUAAAAAAUUUAAAUAAUUAAUGAAUCCGAGAGCAUCGAAAUUGAAAUUCAAUUUUCGAUACUCGCAUUGAUCAAUUACUGCCGCUAUUUUCUACAACUUAAUUCCAUAAGCAAAACUCGUAUUAAGGGGGGGGGGGGGCUAAGGUUAAUUCGUACAAAAAUAAGGCAUGUUUUCGUGAAUAAUUUGUGACGACACAGUUAAACUUUUUUUAUUAAAACCAAUAGUACGUUAAAGUAUGACAUUCGAAGAAUAUUGUAUAAAAUUUUCACGGAGAAAUAUUAAAAAAUACGGCAAUGGCAGUAAUUAUUCGGACGUGUCUCGGAAAAAAGUAGAAUUGCUCAUAACUUGGUGCUGGAUCAUCUGAAAUCAAAAAAUCAAAGUUCAUUCGUUAGGUAACAGUUUUCCCCAGGUAACGCUGGGAGGGUUUUUCGAAAUUUCAAUUUUUCACUUUUUUGGAACACUUUGAAGGGAAAAUUAGCCGCAAAUUUUUCAACAAAUUUUCGCAAAAUCAGCUAAUGACAAUAAAUCAUUCUUUCAAGCAGAAGGAAAACGGGAACUAUUAAUGCUUUUGAAUUAUAUAGCUACCUCUUGUCCUCUCCCUGAACCUACCUAGAAGGAGUUUACCACUCGUCAUCGUAACCCUCCGCCAAAUACCAACAAUAAGAAGCUGUCCCUUGAUGAUAAAAUAUAUUCAAAGCCAACGAUAUUUACAAUAUAAUCAUCGGAAUAGCUCAAGCGAUCGACAACUAUAUCGAUCAAAUAUUUCUCUGCUGUACUUACUAUAUACUUAAUACGACGAUUGUGUAAUUAAUGCAUAAGAAAUAAUAAGGCGAUGGUAGAUGUAUCGUUCAAUGUUUCAAUAUGUCGGAGACGAAAGGACGCCGGGGCCCCUCCUAACCUCCUAACAUUGUAAUCUAGAGUCUACUAUAGCCGUAAUGAAACAAUCGCAGUUAUCCAAGCCGAUGGUAACUGUUCGGGAUUAGCGACGGUGAACUUUGGCUCGGGACGACAGCCUGCCGCCCAACGUAGCCACGGUCAACGGGACGGGCGCUCCGUCUAACAAAGGUGCGGACCGGUUUCGCAUACCUGCUGCACAAUACGUCUGUCCUUUAAACCGUGUUUCAUACACCAAACAAAUGAACAACUGCUUAGGCUUUAUCAGCCUGGUAAUAAGGGGGCCCC